This is a messenger RNA of Trypanosoma theileri, 1332 nucleotides long. RefSeq lists its product as uncharacterized. The coding region runs from base 1 to 1332 and encodes 443 amino acids. The transcript has a single exon. NCBI's taxonomy places the organism in Eukaryota, Euglenozoa, Kinetoplastea, Trypanosomatida, Trypanosomatidae. The record is from RefSeq and is a predicted model, not a curated record.
AUGCAUCCAUAUCAUUCUACCUUCAUGCAGAAGCAACGUCAACAACAAAGAGAGAAAAGAAUAGAAAGGAAUACCCGCUCUUAUAUGGAUAAGAGUAAUAAUAAUAAAAAUCCUCCUCCUUCUACUAUUACUACUACUACUACUACUACUAAUUCUGCGGCGGUUAUAUCACCAUUGCCGUUGUCUACACAGGAAGAUCAGGAGGAGGAGGAGGAGUUCCUGUUAACAUCGCAGUUGAAGGAACAACUCUACCGCAUCUACACAAGUGUAUCUCGACAGCGGGAGUGGUUUAAACUACACGAGGCAAACGCCAUACUUCUCGCAGAGGAAGCAGAGAAACUACGGGGACGUUUCUUUCCACAGGAAGAGAAGAUCUUAACAGCGAUUGCAAAGACAACCUCACAACUCUCUUCUCUAUCUCAUCACAGAAGAGAAGUAAAUGAGGAAAAUACAUCAAGGGAAGUAAAAGGAAUAGAACCAACAAUAAUGGCGGCUCAGACAUUUACACAAUCGCAGGAGCCUAUAUCUAUACAAGCCAAUACAGAUGUAGGAGCAGCAACAUCACAACAUACAUUGGAGUCAUGUCGUCCAUUUAUUUCAUCUAAUCAUAAUAACAACGAUGGGUAUACUUUACCACAAUCUAUGGAUUUCAUACCCUAUUCAGCUACAGUAAAAACAACAAUAACAACAACAACAACAAAUGCAGUUACUAUUAUGAUUCAGCGAGUAGUGCCGGAGUAUCUCCUGCAACUCACACCUUGUUGGAUACAUGAACAUCUCGGAAGUGAAAGUACGGCGAAUAAACCGCCCAUCGCCAUGGAAGAGGCUGCUAAUGCACUCACGGCUCUCUUGGCUCCAUUACUUCGUGCCCUCAAUGGUAUUGUGCAUACAGUUCAUGAUUUUAAUAAUAAUAAUAAUAAUAAUAAUAAUAAUAAUAAUAAUAAUAAUAUGGAUGGGGCAGUUGUGUUUAGGUCACUUUCUGCAGUGGCCAGACAUUUAUUUUGCCUCCUGCAUGAGACGUUGUGUUGUCUUUCACUCUGGACAACACCGCCGCAGCCGAACAGUGCAGAUCGUGUGGAAAUGAUGGGAAUUCUCACACAACUGCUAGAUACACCAGGGAAUAAUGGGAUAAUACUACAAGAACUUCUCUGCAGUAGUGAUGAUAAUAAUAAUAAUAAUAAUAAUAAUAAUAAUAAUAAUAAUAAUAAUAAGAGGGAUAAUCCUUUGGCUUAUGACAAUACACAAAUAACAACACCUUUGCCUCCCUCUGUUGUUAGCGAGGCAUUCGACUACUUGGUCAUUCAAUACUUAAGAAUGCGUGUUGGUCAAUGA